AAUUUGGAUUAACUCUUUAUUAUUAUUAGUACUACUACAACUAUAUAUUAUCAUUAAAUAUAAUAGUUUAAUUAUAAAUAACGAAUAAACAACCCGACGAAUCAAGAGAAACAAAAGAAGAAAAAGAAUAAAGACGAAUCCCAAGGAAAUUGUUUCAUAAGAAAUAGAUGUCCCCACUUAUUUGGGUUCAAACGCAUUCCCACUCUGUUCACAUCCAAUUUGUUUUUUCUUUUCAUGAUCAAAUAUCAAGUAUACAAAAAUUUCCUGUAUUUGCCCCACGUCUUCUUCAUGUUGCAGCCCUUUUUUUUAUUCCCUUCAUUCCAAACGAAUAUUAUUAUUACUUGCAACUUUUUCUUUCUCUCCAUUUCUAUUCUUCUCUAUUUCUCCCAUUUUGGUUUUUUUUUGUGUAUCAAUCAAUACCUUUGUAUUUGUUUUUAUUAAUUAAUCAUCUUAUAAGAUUCUUCCCUUUUGUUUUUUUGUUUUUUACCCUCCCUCUCUGUCUUUGUUAGUCAGCUCAUUUUUUUGGCACGAUCUAUACAUCUAUUAGGGUCAUACAUCCUUCUUUUACCUUUUCCUUUUACUUUCACUUUUUUUUCAUGUUUAAUUGUUUUUAGGAAAUAUACAAAUCUAUAAAUUCAUGAAGUAGCUCAUCGAUAGAGGCAUAUUGCAGGAGGAGAAACGG
Messenger RNA from Pichia membranifaciens NRRL Y-2026, 682 nucleotides. RefSeq lists its product as hypothetical. Bases 168 to 509 code for a protein of 113 amino acids. Lineage: Eukaryota; Fungi; Ascomycota; Pichiomycetes; Pichiales; Pichiaceae. The transcript has a single exon. The record is from RefSeq and is a predicted model, not a curated record.